AUGGUAAAGCUAGCUUACAAGUUGAUGGAACUUGUUGCUCUGAGCCUAGGCUUGCCAGCAGAUAGGUUCCAUGGCUUCUUCAAAGAUCAAACCAGCUACAUCCGACUCAAUCAUUAUAACCCUUGCCCUUCCCCUCAUUUAGCUCUUGGUCUUGGUAGACACCAGGAUAGUGGUGUCUUGACCAUCCUUAACGAAGAUGAUGUUGGAGGAUUGGAAGUGAAGCCGAAAACAGAUGGAGAGUGGGUUCGAGUCAAAUCCACCCCAGAUGCUUAUAUCAACAACAUUGGUGACACUACUCAGAUCUGCAUCUCCUCUAUAGGACUCAAAUAUCACAUUGGAUUAUUGCUUGUCACAAGUGUAGACUAUGUUGGUGUGGAUUUUGAGAUUAAGUUGCUCACAAUUGGUGGGAGAAGAUUGAAGCUUAUAGUUUGGGACACGGGCAAUUGCUGGAAUUAUUUUGAAUUAUAG
Molecule: messenger RNA, 468 nt
Organism: Quercus robur (English oak)
Lineage: Eukaryota; Viridiplantae; Streptophyta; Magnoliopsida; Fagales; Fagaceae
Product: gibberellin 20 oxidase 2-like
Exons: 3
Coding region: 1-468 (155 amino acids)
Molecular function (GO): dioxygenase activity
Source: RefSeq, a predicted model, not a curated record